AUGCGUAGGAGCGUCAUCCUCGCGGCAUUGGGAGGUUCGCCCUCGCCAGCCACCGGCGAGACAGACAAGGGCGCUGGCAAGACCCCCGCCGCCAAAGGAUCGCCACUCUCCCGCCAGCCGCUGGCCGACAUCACCCGCAAUGCCAACGCGGCUGGCUUUGGGCCUCUACUGGGACGCAAGCCGUUCAAGCCGCCCUCGUUCGCCAACCAACGCGAAAAGGACAAUCCGGAAGGUGGCAGAAAGAGGAAAAAGGUCGACUACGCAGGCAUGGACGCCGGCGCGACCGACGACGGCGCUGCAGCGCAAGGCUCGGACUCGGAAGACGAGGGCGCUGCCAAAGGCGCUCGAGCCGGCGCAAAGAAAAAGGGCAAGGCAGCCAUGAAGACGCUCGAGGGCGUCUACAAGGGCAUCGACGCCAACGGCGUGUCGCUCAACGUCGACCGUCGCAAGUGGGACGUCUUUGAGGUCAAGCCCAACGCCAUCAAGAAGGGCUUCUCCGUGCCCGUCAUGACCAACAAGCAGGGCCAAGUGGUCGAGACACGUCUCUCCCACGCUGCGCUCGGCACGAGAAGGCAGAUCGACAUUCCGCCGCGCCCCCUGCACGACCCCAUGGGCGAACACGCCAUCGUGCUCUUCGACCCCACCGUCGACGACCGUGAAGCUGAACGCAGGAAGGCCGAACUUCAGCAGGAGCAGGCUGCCGAAGAGGAGCGCAUCGAGGCAGGUGCGCCCAUCCCGACGCCUCACAAGAGCCUCGCCGACAUCCUCGGCCUCAACAAGGCAAAGUCCAAAGAGGUCGAAAAGAUACCGGUCGUGAUCGACCCGAUCCUCAGCAAGGUGCUGCGUCCGCAUCAGGUCGAAGGUGUCAAGUUCCUCUACCGAUGCACCACCGGCCUCGUGGUCGAGAAUGCAUACGGCUGCAUCAUGGCCGACGAGAUGGGUCUGGGCAAGACGCUGCAGUGCAUCGCGCUCAUGUGGACCUUGCUCAAGCAAUCGCCCAUCUCGAAAAAGUCGACGAUCGACAAGUGCAUCAUCGUCUGCCCUUCGUCGCUGGUGCGCAACUGGGCCAACGAGCUGACCAAGUGGCUUGGGGCAAAGGCGCCAGGCACGCUCGCGCUCGACGGCAAACUCAGCAAGGACGAGAUGAUCGAAGCGACGCGUCGAUGGUGCAAUGCCUCGGGCCGCGCCAUCACGCAGCCGGUGAUGAUCGUCUCCUACGAGACUCUGCGCAACUUGCAGGAAGAGCUCGGCAAUACCGAGGUGGGACUGCUGCUCUGCGACGAAGGCCAUCGGCUCAAGAACGCCGACUCGCUCACGUUCCAGGCGCUCACGCAGAUCAAGGUGCGCCGUCGCGUCAUCCUGUCGGGCACGCCCAUUCAGAACGACCUCUCCGAGUACUUUGCGCUGCUCAACUUUGCCAACCCGGAGCUGCUGGGCAGCCGCGUCGAGUUCCGCAAGAACUUUGAGAUCGCCAUUCUCAAGGGACGCGAUGCCGAGGCGACGGAGAAGCAGCAGCAGGAGGCCAACGAGAAGCUGAGCCAGCUGUCGGCGCUGGUGAGCCGCUUCAUCAUCCGACGCACCAACGAUCUGCUGUCCAAGUACCUGCCGGUCAAGUACGAGCACGUGGUGUUCUGCAAGAUGGCGCCGUUCCAGCUGGAUCUGUACCGCCUCUUUAUCCGAUCGCCCGAGAUCAAGAAGCUGCUGCGCGGCACGGGCAGCCAGCCGCUCAAGGCGAUCGGCAUCCUGAAGAAGCUGUGCAACCAUCCGGAUCUGCUGGAUCUGCCGAGCGACCUGGACGGGAGCGAGCAGUACUUUCCCGAGGGCUACACGCCGCGCGACCGACGCUACGUCAACCCGGAGCUGUCGGGCAAGAUGAUGGUGCUGCAGCGCUUCCUCGAGACGAUCCGUGCGACGACGAACGACAAGAUUGUGCUCAUCUCCAACUAUACGCAGACGCUCGACGUGUUUGAGCGCAUGUGCCGCGCGAACCGGUGGGGCAUGUUCCGGCUGGACGGCACCAUGACGAUCAACAAGCGACAGAAGCUGGUGGACCGGUUCAACGAUCCGGAGGGCAAGGAGUUCAUCUUUUUGCUCUCGUCCAAGGCGGGCGGAUGCGGACUCAAUCUGAUUGGGGCGAAUCGACUGGUGCUGUUUGACCCGGACUGGAAUCCGGCGUCGGAUCAGCAGGCGCUGGCGCGGGUGUGGCGCGACGGGCAGAAGAAGUCGUGCUUUGUGUACCGGUUCAUCGCGACGGGGUCGAUCGAGGAGAAGAUCCUGCAGCGGCAGUCGCACAAGCAGUCGCUGUCGUCGUGCGUGGUGGACGAGGCGCAGGAUGCGGCGCGGCACUUUUCGGGCGAGGAUCUGCGUGCGCUGUUUGCGUUCAAGGAGGAGACGGCGUGCGACACGCACGACACGUACAAGUGCAAGCGGUGCAAGUCGGGCAAGCAGUUUGUCAAGGCGCCUGCGCUGCUGUACGGCGACACGAGCACGUGGAACCACUACGGCAAAGCGGAGAUGCACCACCUGCACGACGACCUGCUGCGUGCCGAGCAGGCGUACGACGACGUGAGCUUUGUGUUUCAGUACUGCAGCCACUAG
Moesziomyces antarcticus is the source of this 2598-nucleotide messenger RNA. Its product is annotated as DNA repair protein, SNF2 family. Gene Ontology annotation, cellular component: nucleus. Gene Ontology annotation, molecular function: ATP binding; DNA translocase activity; hydrolase activity, acting on acid anhydrides. Gene Ontology annotation, biological process: double-strand break repair via synthesis-dependent strand annealing; reciprocal meiotic recombination. The record is from RefSeq and is a predicted model, not a curated record. Lineage: Eukaryota; Fungi; Basidiomycota; Ustilaginomycetes; Ustilaginales; Ustilaginaceae. The transcript has a single exon. Bases 1 to 2598 code for a protein of 865 amino acids.